Molecule: messenger RNA, 1020 nt
Organism: Galdieria sulphuraria
Lineage: Eukaryota; Rhodophyta; Bangiophyceae; Galdieriales; Galdieriaceae
Product: myb proto-oncogene protein, plant
Exons: 5
Coding region: 123-836 (237 amino acids)
Biological process (GO): positive regulation of transcription by RNA polymerase II; mitotic cell cycle
Cellular component (GO): nucleus
Molecular function (GO): RNA polymerase II cis-regulatory region sequence-specific DNA binding; DNA-binding transcription factor activity, RNA polymerase II-specific
Source: RefSeq, a predicted model, not a curated record
GAUCGGAAAAUGGCGCCAAGAUUUUUGGGAAGUAGUUAUUGGAUGUCCCAAACAUUGUGUGUUAAUGCAAUGGGCUUCUGUCAAUCAGUUGUAUAGGGAGACCGCAAUUGGUUUUCCGUCAAAUGGAAAAGCGGCUUCGUUCAAAGGAUAGCUGUAUUUAUUUUGGAAGAACUCACCCGGAAUUGGAGGAAGUGAGCGUGCAUAGUUUUAAUGGAGACUCUCCUGCUAAAGUUGAGAGUAAGCUGACGCAGCCAUACAAGACAGUAUCUGCGGGAGAGAGGUUGAAACAUGAACAGCGGAGUGUUAUGAAUAUUUCGAAAAGUUGCCGAAAACAAACAAAGAGACCGUGGUCGGCAGAAGAAGAUCAGAAGUUGGAAGAGUUGGUGAAACAAUUUGGUAGCAGCAAACAGUGGAGUUUGAUUGCUUCCAAAAUAGGUCAAAGAAGUGGAAAGCAGUGUAGAGAAAGGUGGACCAACCAGUUGAAGCCUGACAUUCGUCGGAGUAAUUGGACUGAAGAAGAGGAAAAGAUACUGUACGAAGCUCAUGCAAAAUUUGGCAAUAAGUGGGCAGAAAUUUCCAAGCUGUUGCCUGGACGAACGGAUAACGCAGUUAAAAAUCAUUGGAAUUCUUCUAUGCGGAGACGCAAACGCUCUAUGAAUAAUCCACUUGCCACUUUAGCAGAAGCAGCUAUGUCAAAGAUCCCUUCCAGUCCAGUUACACCCACAGAAGGUGUAUGUGAUGUAGAAAAGAGUUCACUGGUUAUGGAACUUAACUUUGACAAGUUUCGUAUGGAUGGACGACGUCGAUUUUCACUCGAAUGUUGUGAACAAGAGUAGAAAGCAAAUACGAUCAUUUUGUUCAACUAUUUUUCUGCUUGUUCGUAAUGUAGCAAUUUUGGUGUUUAAACACUUGUAAUUUUUAUUCUCGUAAAUUCACAUAACUUUGAUUUGCAUUAUGUUACGUGUCAAAUGGGAAGUUGAUUUACGCGUUUUACCUAAGAAGAUUGUUAUUAAGCCAUUU